GAAUUGAGCUCGAGUGGUUUUUCACAGCGUCCGUGAAAUGCUGGAUUGAGCAGACUGUCUUCGCAACGUCUGGGUUGUAAUAUUACAGCGUGUUUCGUCUCUGUUUUUAGUACGUGGUACAUCAAUAUUUACCAGUACAUGUAAUUGUGUCAGUUUCGGUGGGAAAAUGGCAGAUAUACUGGAGAUCGACCCCGAUUUUGAGCCGCAAAGUCGUCCGCGAUCGUGCACAUGGCCCCUCCCCCGACCCGAUUUCAGCGCACAGAAACCAUCGCCUCCGCCGUCGGAUCAAGCAGCUACACCUGAGACCGAGAUUCCACAGGAAGGCAUCGAAAUAAAACAAGAUCAGAGUACACCUAGUCGUAAGAAUUCUUCACGGAGGAAUGCCUGGGGAAAUUUGUCAUAUGCCGAUCUGAUCACCAAAGCUAUUGAAAGUGCACCAGAUAAACGAUUGACCCUAUCACAGAUUUACGAAUGGAUGGUCAAAAGUGUGCCGUAUUUCAAGGAUAAAGGCGAUAGCAACAGUUCGGCUGGAUGGAAGAACUCUAUUCGCCAUAACCUGUCAUUACACAGCCGUUUUGUCAGAGUUCAGAAUGAGGGAACUGGGAAAAGCUCCUGGUGGAUGAUAAAUCCGGACGCCACUAAGACUGGUAAAUCGUCUCGCCGUCGUGCAACCAGCAUGGACACCAGCAACAAACAAUUUGAAAAGAAACGUGGUCGUGCCAAAAAGAAGGCUGCCGAACUUGCAGCAAAAUUAGCCGCUGCUGGUGAACGGCCCAAGUGGAGUCCGCAGACCCCUGAUGGUAGCGACACCGGUAUGGUAGAGUCACCGCUGCCAGCUUUCCAAUUAAGCCCAGAUUUCCGCCCUCGAACAAGUUCAAAUGCAAGCAGUUGUGGCCGCCUAUCCCCCAUCAUGGCUAACCAAGAAUUGGAUGACAUGCAUGACAACGAAGUGCCACCGAUGUCUCCUGGGCCAAUUGACUGGAACAGUACAGUGCCAGUCUCAAACUACCCUGGAGCAGAAUUGUUACGUCAAACGACUGACCAGUUGACAAGUGCAUUAGCUGAAACGAUGACACUUAAUUCUCCAGAUCCAAUGACUAUUGACCAGUUGACACUGUCACCUCAGCCGCAGAUCCAGCCAGCGCAGUCGCCAAGUCCAGGAUUACCGGCAGUGUAUACCAAUCAGAACGGCAGCACAUUCACACUAUCAACACAGGCGCCGACUUUUGGAACCCAAAAUGUCACAUUGGCUAAUACUUCUUUGUUCUUACCUUACAACACACAAUCCGGCCUGUGCAUGACUCAAGCUGGACAGACGUCACCAUCUUCCUUGGGAAUGAUCUCUGAAAACCCAUCCCCGCCACAGCUCAGCAUGUCUAACAUCCAACAAGUCUCUCAGACCCCACUGAAUGAAGCCAUGAUUUCCCAAAAUGAUCCUAUCCUACCUUCGGACUUGAUCAUUUCACAACAAGAUCCCAUGCUUUCGCAAAUUUCUGGAAAUGACUUGAUGCUGCAGUCAGAUCCUAUGUUAUCCAUGGCACAGGAACAGAAAUAUGUUCCCAGUCGCUUGAAUUUCAAUAUACCUUCUAGCGUCAAUCUUACCCAACCUAAUGUGAUGACAGGAUUUGGAAACAACUUGCAGCCAUUCCAACAACAGCAACAACAACAACAACAUAGUCGCUUACUGGCGCAGCUGAUAGGUGGAAAUGCCUUACAACAACAGUUGCAGCAGCAGCAGCAGCAGCAGCAACAACAACAACAACAGCAGCAGCAGCAGCAACAACAACAACAGAUGUUGUCUAACCAGCGCACAAAUUUUAGUAUGCUGCAGAGUAUGAACAUGAACAUGAACAUGCCCGGAUUGGCCACUGACCAGCUGACAAAUAUGCAUGAUAAAUUUCCGAGUGACUUGGAACUGGACAUGUUCAAUGGAGGACUUGAGUGUGAUGUUGACAGUAUUAUACGCAAUGAACCCGAUAUCACUGAAACUGCUGCUUUGGAUUUCAAUAAUUUGGAGGGAAAUACCUCAUCAACAAUGGGAAUGAAUCUCACGUUCUCUACUAGUAGCGCUACAUCUUCGUCUACCCAAAGUUGGGUACAUUAACCAGGAAGUCACAAUUAGUCGAUAGUUAGGUCAGAAAUCAUACCAGGAUAAUGUACUUGUUGUGUUUGAGCUGCCAACCAAGUACAAGUGAGACAAAAACAAAGAAAUUGGAUUUGUUUGAGUACAAAGAGCAAUGUUCAACUAUCCUGCGACAAGUAAGAAACUGAUUGCUGUUUUACUUGCAGUUCAACAUUGUUCAAAAAGUAUCUCUUUAUUUUUAUAAUCAAGGGUGAACAAUUUAUUGUAUGUAGCAAUUACACAAUUUAAGAUAAUAGUACCAAAAAAGUCAGAUCACUGUACAAUCCUUUCCAAAUUUUAUUUCAUGUUUCUUUUUAUUGUUAAUGUAAAUAUUUUUAGGUGACAAAUGUAAAUACAGUAGUGUGUACAGAAAGUAAAUAGAUUGGAAAUCGGACUACUGGGGUGACCAACCUAUCCUCCCCUGUUAAAUUAAUGGAAUGAUCUACUUGGAUUGUGCCAUGUAUAUUAAAUAUGGGGGUGGAAGGUUAGCUCUUUUGAGUGUUUUAUAAUAAAGAUAGGUUGCUAAUAAUGUCCAAGUGAGAUCCUCAUGAAGGUUGCCUUCGAACCCCAAAUUCAUAAUGGAAUGGUCAAUUGUAAAUGUUUUUUUCUUAUUCCACAUAUCAUGUGUUACCAGAUUUUCAUACAUCAUUUUAUACCUACCCUUCCUAUUACCACAGUAGAAUAGUCUACUGUUGUCACUAUUCAGGUCUUUCCACAACAAAUAUAGGGGCGGAAGGUUAAAUGAUUUGUGUACAAAUACUGCUAAGAAUUAAUAGUUGAUGCUAAUAUUACUGCACUGCACAAAUACAUUUUGUAAAUUUAAAAAAAAAAAAAAAA
Saccoglossus kowalevskii is the source of this 2959-nucleotide messenger RNA. RefSeq names its product forkhead box O3 (gene foxO3). Gene Ontology annotation, cellular component: nucleus. Lineage: Eukaryota; Metazoa; Hemichordata; Enteropneusta; Harrimaniidae. Gene Ontology annotation, molecular function: RNA polymerase II cis-regulatory region sequence-specific DNA binding; DNA-binding transcription factor activity, RNA polymerase II-specific. Gene Ontology annotation, biological process: regulation of transcription by RNA polymerase II. The record is from RefSeq and is marked provisional.